Molecule: messenger RNA, 2297 nt
Organism: Paramormyrops kingsleyae
Lineage: Eukaryota; Metazoa; Chordata; Actinopteri; Osteoglossiformes; Mormyridae
Source: RefSeq, a predicted model, not a curated record
UGCCUCACAAUAACUUGCAGAAUGAGGCUGUAGAAGAAGUAGAGGCGGAUCAGCUGGAACUGCAGGUUUUGUGGGCUGGAGCACCCAAGCCGGGAGGGAACCAUCCAAGUGUCUGAAUCUCCAGCAGGUUUUGACGCAUCUUGUUGGGGAGAAGGUGUUUCAGUGUAUCACUGUCUCUCUCAGAGAAGCAGAUCACUGGGGCUUGCUUGCAGUACCUUACAGACGCCCAGCUAGAAGAGAUGGAGGCUGGCCCUAUGUUGGACAAAAGACCACCAGGCUCUAAGGUGUUCAAUGACUCAAUCCAUGGACACAUUUGGUUGCACCCCCUGCUUGUGCGCAUCAUAAACACCCUACAGUUUAAUAGGCUGCGUAACCUCAAGCAGCUGGGGGGUACAUACUUUGUGUACCCGGGAGCCAGCCACAACCGCUUUGAGCACUCCAUCGGGGUGGCACACCUGGCUGGUCGGCUGGUCCGGGCCCUGAGAAAACAGCAACCAGAGCUGGGCAUCAGCCCCAGGGAUGAGCUGUGUGUGCAGAUUGCUGGUCUUUGCCAUGACCUGGGUAAGCUGUGCAUGUUGUAUGCGUUAGUGUCCGUUCCAGCUGCCCUGCUCUCUCUCCACAGCUUUAAAAGACAUGCUGCCACUCGCGUCGGCGCCCAGUGGAAGUACAAAGGUCGCCCGGAAUCCAAGUCCUUCCUUUAUGACAUAGUGGCAAAUGAAAGAAAUAGCAUCGAUGUGGACAAGAUGGAUUAUUUUGCUAGAGACUGUCACCACCUCGGCAUCAGGAACAAUUUUGACUUUGAGCGCUUCCUGAUGUUUGCCCGUGUGUGUGUCGUAGAUGGGAAGAAGCAAAUCUGCACCAGAGAUAAAGAAGCACACAACCUCUACGAAAUGUUUCAUACCAGACACCGUCUCCACCGCGAGGCCUACAAGCACAGAGUGGUGCACAUCAUUCAGGCAAUGAUAUCAGAGGCUUUUCAAAAGGCUGACAAGUAUAUCCAGAUCUCUGGCUCUGAUGGCCAGAUGUUUAACCUCUCCACUGCUAUCGAUGACAUGGAGGCCUACACCAAGCUGACAGACUAUGUGUUUGACCGGAUCCUAUACUCCAAGUGCAAUAAUCUUGCUGACGCACAGACCAUCCUGAAGAAAAUUGUUGACCGCGAGCUGUACAAAUGUGUGGAUGAGAUACGGCACCUCACAACCAAGGAGAUCAAGCAGGAUGAAUUUCAUAAGUGGUAUAAAAAUGAAACCUCUUCCAAGCCAGAUGUCAGUGUUCAGGCAGAGGACAUCAUCAUCAAAGAAAUUAAGAUGGACUAUGGAAUGAAGGAGAAGAACCCCAUCAAUGCCAUGUGGUUUUACCGCAAGAAUGACCCAGACUCUGUGUUCCAAUUCAAGGAAGAUGAGGUCUCUGAGCUCCUCCCUAAGAAGUUUUCAGAGAAGGUAAUCCGUGUAUUCUGCAAAAAGCCGGAUAACAAGAGCCUGGAUGUGGCCAAGAUGUACUUUCAGCAGUGGUACGACACCAUUAACCAGGGUUAAUCUGCAUGUCAGCGCAACAUUUGCCAAGGAGGGGAAUGUAUUUAUUUUAUACUUUAUGUUUAUUCCCAGAAUCUUUUGUUUAUGUGCUGUAAUUGUUGUGGUGUUGUUGUGAAUUCAUUUAAUGUUACAGUUUUCAUAUUGGUGUAAUUUAGGACAUUUUUCUGUUAGAUUAAUCAUGCAUGUUGGUAUGUACUGCAGGUAUUUGCUGUUUAGUUUGGGAUGUUGUACAUUUCUUGUGCCCAGUUAUCACUAUGUACCACAACCACAGUGUGCAAAAUACAGCUGGUACUUGUUCAUAUCCAGAAGGUUCCUGCUACAGCAGUGAUGGUACAUGAUUGUCCCACAUCUGCCAUGUUAAAUCUAGAUUAAAAAAUUUUGUUUUGUGUGCAUUUGAUUAAUUUCCCAGGUUAAUCAAUAUAUUGUAUUUUUUAUUUCUAAUAUUUCUAAGUAUCAGGUUUUCCUCUUUUUAUUAUAUAUACUUAUUUAGCAGGCACUAUUGUCCACAGUGAUGUAUGAGUGACAAUCAGAGAGCAGGGUCAGCAAAUGCACCGUGAGUAAUUGGGGUUGAGGACCUUGUUCAGGAGCCCAGUGGUGAUUAUAUUUCCUUUUCAGGCAUGAGAUUUGAACCAACAACCUCCUGGAUCUUGAGCCUUAAUCCACUGAGAUACCUAUCUGUUUCAUUGAUAUUCUUUCAUGUUUAUCUAAAGCAUUUCUAAAUACCAUUGAUUAUGAAAGGUGUGAUAAACCUCAACUUGUCCUGCA